This is a messenger RNA of Ilex paraguariensis (yerba mate), 1823 nucleotides long. NCBI's taxonomy places the organism in Eukaryota, Viridiplantae, Streptophyta, Magnoliopsida, Aquifoliales, Aquifoliaceae. The record is from the annotation of a GenBank genome assembly.
CUAGUAUAGGAAGUUGUCAUUGAGCAGAAUGAGCAGAUCUGGUCUGCUGAAAGGGAAGGGUGCAAGCCAUAGUGAGUUUUCCCAGAAUGAGCAAAGAGGAAACUUCUGCUCGUACAAGACCUUUCAGUUUUGAUGAGAUAAUGCGUAGGAGGGAAAGCAAGAAAUCAUUGGGUGAUAAUAAUGAGGAGCCUGGAGGCGCGGGGAAUGUACCAGGAAACGACAUUGUCAAGAAGGUCUCUGAUCAUUCAGAAUCUGACAGAUGCAGACACAAUGAUUCUGUACCAAGUGGUACAAAGCAUGCUUCAGAGGAUUUUCUGAAAGUAAGUUCUAGGAAGGAAGAAGAUAACACUUGUAUCAAAGAGGGAAAAUUAGUUAGAGGUAAAGAUAAAGGAAGUCGUGACUCCAAAAGCAAAUCAAAGGCUACACCAAAAAAAAGUAUCAACGGUCAUGAAGGCAAGGGAGGUAAGCUUGGUGGAAGAAUUCACGGCAACAGGAAAAAUGAUGAAUUAUCAAGCGAGGAUGUUGAAAAUGAAUCUGAAAAAAGACAUUCUAUAUAUUUGGCAGACAAGGAGAGAUAUGCAGAUAAAAGGAGAGGAAAAUCUGUAAAAGAAAGAAAAUAUGAACAACAAAAUAAUGAUGAGAGAUAUGCAGAUAAAAGGAGAGGAAAAUUUGAAAAAGAAAGAAAAUAUGAACAACAAAAUAAUGAUGAUGAUAGACGCAUACAUGGUAAGAGGAAAAAUGAUAAGUGGUCAGGUGAAGAUUCUGACAAGGAAUCUGAGAAGAGACAUUCCAGAUAUUUGGGAGAUAAGGACAGAUACUCAGACAGAAAUAGAGGUAAAUCUGAAAAAGAAAGCAAAAGGAAACAUUACAAUGAAGAUGAACAUAGAACUGGAGAGAGAGAUGCUGGUAAAAAACAUAAUUCAGGGAACUGGCAUAAUUCAAAAUUUUCUGAGAGAAAGGAGAAGAAAGAAACAUCACAGGUUCAUCACGAAGAAUCGAGGCCAAAAAAUAUACGGUCAAGAAGCAGAGAGCGUGAUAAAGAUAGAGGUAGAAGGUCCAUUUCACUUUCACCUAGGGCCCACAAACGUACAUCUUAUGAUGUGCGAGAGCAUGGAGACCUGUCCUUGCAUCCUUCUAAAGAUAGGUUGGGAAUAUCACAUUCUGAUGUUGAUCGGAAGAGGAUCUCCAGUAAUGGUUCAAGUAGUCACUAUCAACGAUAUGGUGGUUCUGCAAGUAGGCUUGGCGGCUAUUCACCGAGGAAGAGAAAAACUGAGGCUGCUGUUAAGACUCCUUCCCCAACCAAACGUUCCCCAGAGAAGAGAACUGUUGGUUGGGAUUGCCAACCUACAGGAACAGAAAGGGAAGUUACUGGUUCCGUUCGUUCUAAUUUGAAGUCUUCAAUUGAAAUUGCACCAUCCAGCACACUUCAAUUGCCCGGUGUGGUUCCUGUCACUUCCAUUGCGAAGAAUCCUGUUGGCAUACUUUUAAAUGCUUCAUCUUCACAGAUGAAUGCCUCCAUAGAUUCCAUUCAGCUAACACAAGCAACGCGGCCUAUGAGGAGGCUUUAUGUAGAAAACUUGCCAGCUUCAGCCUCUGAGAAAGCUGUUAUGGAAUGCUUUAAUAAUUUUCUGCUAUAUUCAGGUGUCAGUCAACCCCAUCGAACCCAACCAUGUAUCAGUUGUAUUAUACACAAGGAAAGGGGUCAAGCUCUUGUGGAGUUUCUUACACCUGAGGAUGCUUCUGCUGCUCUUUCUUUUGAUGGAAGAUAUUUCUCUGGAUCCAUUCUUAAAGUCAGACGCCCCAAAGACUUCAUUGAAGUGACU